Messenger RNA from Leptinotarsa decemlineata (Colorado potato beetle), 1436 nucleotides. RefSeq names its product GDP-fucose transporter nac (gene nac). The record is from RefSeq and is a predicted model, not a curated record. Lineage: Eukaryota; Metazoa; Arthropoda; Insecta; Coleoptera; Chrysomelidae.
AAUUUGCUGAUGUGAGAUGUGACAGUGACAUUUACCUAACCUUAAAGUUGAAGAAUGAAAUAUGAAAUGUAUAAUAAAUAAAUAAAGUGCCACGGUAUAAUAUCUAAGUGAUAACAUAGCUGAUUGCCGCAAAAAAUAUGUGAUUUAAUUUUUGAGUUGAAUAAAAAAGAAAAACCAAAAUGCCGGUUGAAGAAACAAGUUUAUUAUCAAAGUAUAUAACUAUAUUUUUUGUUGUUAGUGGUUAUUGGGUUGUAUCCAUUUCAACAGUGUUUGUCAAUAAGACUUUAUUGAGUAAUAUCAACUUAGAUGCACCCAUGUUCAUCGCACUCAGUCAGACUUUGAUCACUGCUCUCAUUUGUGUUUUGAAAAAAAAAUUGAGCAGAAAAUAUCCUGGAAAGUUCAGAUUUCCUGAUGUCGAUGUUUGGGAUUGGUACACCAUUAAAGGGAUUCUUCCAUUGUCAAUAAUAUUUACCUCAAUGAUCGCUACCAAUAACUUAUGUUUGAAAUAUGCCUCUGUGACAUAUUACUACAUUGGCAGAUCAUUGACAACCAUUUUCAAUGUAGUUUUCACUUAUCUGAUAUUAGGAGAGAAAACUUCGAAACGAUGUGUUGUUUGUUGUGCAAUAAUUAUUUUUGGAUUUUGGAUGGGAGUUGAUCAAGAGAAUUUAGCAGGAAGUUUAUCGGUGGCUGGUUUCGUAUUUGGAAUUUUAGGAUCCCUCUCGUUAUCGCUUUAUUCGAUAUUCACGAAAAAGGCACUGCCUAAAGUUAAUGGAGAAAUAUGGGCCCUAUCGUACGUUAACAAUGUGUACGCCACAAUAAUCCUGACACCAUUAAUGGCAAUCAACGGGGAAUUGACGGAACUAUAUAACUACAGCGAUCUUCUCAAAACCUAUUUUUGGGUAAUCAUCACCAUAGGCGGUGUAUGCGGUUUCACAAUAGGAUUUUUCACAACCAUGCAGAUAAAGUACACUUCUGCUUUAACACACAACAUUUCCGGAACAGCUAAAGCCUGUGCCCAAACGGUUCUAGCGACAUAUUGGUUCCAAGAAACCAAAUCUUUGGUUUGGUGGUGCUCAAAUUUUAUCGUAUUGUUUGGCAGUGCUUGUUAUACUUGGAUCAAACAAAUCGACAUGGAAAAAAGGCAUAGAAACAAUCCAAUAUACCAUAAAGUUUAAGAAUAAUGCAUCGGUUUGGUUCAACAUUCCUGUACAUUUUUGUAAGAAGAAUCUGUUGGAUCAUGUCCACACAAUACAUAUGUUGAUAGGUUAAUCUUGUGUUGGACAAAUCAACGUUGAAGGAUUUUUCAAGAGGAUAGGAUAAUCUAGUCAAACAAUUCAUUAUAUCUGGUUCAUGUCAUUAAAUAAGAGUGACUUACUACUGCCUGAAAAUGUUAUUUUUGAAAGAAUUUUAAAUACAAAUCGAUUUUAUAGUUUUAA